AUGGCCGAGUGUCACUCAACAUCAACACCUGUUGACUCUCGUGCCAAGCUCUCUGCCACGGAGGGUGCUCCCGUCGCCGACCCCACCGCGUACCGAAGUCUUGUGGGCUCUCUUCAGUACUUGACGCUCACCUACCCCGACCUGGCAUAUGCUGUGCAGCAAGCGUGCCUGUUCAUGCAUGACCCGCGUGAGCCUCACCUCGCGCUGAUCAAGCGCAUUCUUCGGUACAUGAAGGGCACGCUAUCGGCUGGUCUUCCUAUUGGCACUGGACCUGUUGACAAGCUGAUUGCAUACUCCGAUGCUGACUGGGCAGGGUGUCCAGACUCCCGCCGCUCCAAAUCAGGCUUCUGUGUCUUCCUCGGCGACAGUCUGGUGUCCUGGUCCUCCAAACGGCAAACUAACGUCUCACGGUCUAGUGCGGAGGCCGAGUACCGGGCUGUUGCUCAUGUGGUCGCAGAAUGUUCCAACCCGGUCCACCAUCGCCGUACCAAGCACAUCGAGAUUGACAUCCACUUCGUCCGUGAGAAGGUGGCUCUCGGUGAGGUUCGAGUUCUCCAUGUGUCGUCCAAGUAUCAGUUCGCUGAUGUGAUGACAAAAGGCCUGCCAGUUCAGCUAUUUGAGGAUUUCCGGUCCAGUCUCUGCCUCCGGAUUCCUGACGCUUCGACUGUGGGAGGCUGA
This is a messenger RNA of Sorghum bicolor (sorghum), 678 nucleotides long. RefSeq lists its product as uncharacterized. The record is from RefSeq and is a predicted model, not a curated record. NCBI's taxonomy places the organism in Eukaryota, Viridiplantae, Streptophyta, Magnoliopsida, Poales, Poaceae. The transcript is spliced from 2 exons. Bases 1 to 678 code for a protein of 225 amino acids.